This is a messenger RNA of Brachypodium distachyon (stiff brome), 1173 nucleotides long. RefSeq lists its product as uncharacterized. The transcript has 2 exons. NCBI's taxonomy places the organism in Eukaryota, Viridiplantae, Streptophyta, Magnoliopsida, Poales, Poaceae. The record is from RefSeq and is a predicted model, not a curated record. The coding region runs from base 1 to 1023 and encodes 340 amino acids. Gene Ontology annotation, molecular function: protein binding.
AUGGAUCAAAGGCUCUCCUCGGCAUCAGUAAUUUUCCCAGGACGCAGGCGGUUCCUUCCGAUUCGAAAAACGAAACACUGUGAAUCCAGGCUCAGGCGCUCAGCCGGCCAUGGGGACGGCCGCCGCCGCCGCCGCAAGAAAGCUCAGAUCAAAUCGGCGACGGAGGACAUCCCGGACGAGCUCCUCUGCCUGGUGUUCAUGCGCCUCACCUCGCCCGUCUACCUCGUCCGCGCCGCCUCCGCCUGCAGGCGCUGGCGCCGCGUCAUCGCGGCGGACGUCCUCGGCGGCUCUCAGGCUCAGCAGCACCGCGUCAUCGGCCACUACCACGUGGACGAGCCCCUCGCCGUCGCCGCCACGCGUCCGCCCGGCCGCCACCCCGUCUUCCUGCCUGGGGCCGGGACCAAGGACGUCGUCGUCGUCGCCGCCGCCGCGGCGCUCGACCUCGACUUCCUCCCGCGGACGGAAUUCGGCGAGCUCAACUGGGAGCUGGCCGACGUCCGGGGCGGGCUCCUGCUCCUCGCGCGCUUCAGCCACGCACAGGAUCUGCUGGGUCUCGUCGCUUGCGACCCCCUGGCCCGGCGCUACAAGACGAUCCCUUUCUCGGCCUGGUUCCACGGCCAACGCUGUUUCCUGGGCGCCUUCCUCCGACCCGAGGACGACGACGCAGCUGGCAUCAGCCUGUCAGAUUUUGGGGUCACGUGCGUGCUCUACCGUGGCGGCAUUGCCAAGGCCUACGCGUUCUCGUCGUCCGCCGCCGGUGGUGGCCGUUGGACCUCUGGCGCCGCGCGUGGGCGUGGCGGCGCGGUGAAUUGCCGCGACGGCUAUCAGCCGGUCAGCUUUGCCGGGAGCACCGCGGGGUCCGCCUACUGGACGGUUGGGUUUGGGGCCCGUGUGGUUGUUGCUCUCGACAAAGAGACCGGCGAGCUCUCGUCGGCGUCCGUCUUGCCGGACGCGCUCCGUCCGUCUCUGGAUUACGCCUACGAGUUGCCUUGGCCACCGACCAUCCGAGCUUGCUUAUCAUAGGCUCGUCCUAGCUGCCUUGCUUCGGUUUAUUGCUCUUAGUGCUGUAUUUCGGUUCAUCGCAUUGUUCUGCUGCUGUUUUAAACAUUUAUCUCGUCUUAAGCCUAUCUUUUGUGAAACUGAACUUGUUUGUUUUAGAGAAGCUCAGCUCAC